UGUUCUGGCAUGGUUAAUUUAAACUUAAAACCAAAUUGAAAAAUAGGAUACUUUGUAACAGAUGGUCGGUAUUGGUGUAUGGCUGUCUAUUUAAUAGUGUGUAUUGUAUGUGUUACCAGGAACACGCCACUCUGACCAGGAACUCUGCCAGGAAUAUGAGCCAACGCUGCACCGGUACAACAGUUUAACCACAGGGAUGGAUCUCGUCGAAGCAGAGGGUGCUAAAAACGUGUCCUGCCUCAUCUACCCAGACAAGAUGCUCCGAUGCACCGUGUGGGGACAGUAUUUACCCAGAGGGAGCAAGCUCUCCGUCGCGGUGAUUAUUUCAGAUGUUGAGGAGAAUACAAGCACCCUUCCGGAAUGUUCUGAGGCGAUUCAACCCUCCGAGGAACCAGGCGACUCAAAGCCCUUUGUCGUGUGCCGAGUGGACCACACUUUCUCCUCUCUCACGGUCCUUCUGACCGCGUCAGGGCCGGACACUCACGCCCUCUUCUGCCACACGUUCAGUUCUGAAUUGCUGGAGGUGCUGUCUCCACCACCGAACAUCACUGCGGAGGUGAAAGAGGGGCAGCUGCUGGUGAGCUGGGGCCUUCCCUACAGUCGGUCCUCCAAUAAACCUUGGUGCUUCGUCUACCAGGUUGACGACAAACAAGAGGCAAAUGAAAUUCAACAAACAACCCACCUGGAGAGGCAAGUGGAUCCUGCUGUAGGCUACGCAGUCAGGAUAAGGACCAGGAAGAGCCCGAGCUGUCUGGGGCCUGAGGAGUGGAGCGCCUGGAGUGACCCGAUUGGUUUGCCCGGUGGGUCACGCUACAAUCUAAACAAAGUUUUGAUCUGCAGUAUUUUACUUGGAACCCCUAUGAUUGUUUUGGCUCUACUUUUACUGCUUAGAAAACAUAGGGUGUCGAAGCUUCUCUUCCCCCAGAUUCCUCAACUGCCCAAGAAGUACAAGCACUUCCUGAAGAGACCCACAUCAUGUACUUUUCUCCCUGUGGUCCAGGCUGCAUAUGAGGAGGACAUCACCGUGGUGGAGGACACGCAGAGCUCAACCGAUGAGCUGAAACAGGACCUCUGACCUGCCCAAUGUUUCUCAAUGGGAUCUGUGUGGCUUGUGUUCCUCAGGUGGCCCUUAAAGGGAUGAGCGCCUCAUCCAUCCAUCCAAACAGUACGGAUGACAGCAUGAACUCACCACUGCUCUGAGCAAUGGGUGAGGUCAUGCUGUCAUCCAAACAUUUUGGAUGACCGUCACUGUCCUACUUGUGUCCCCAAUGGGACGUCUCUUGGCUCUCUGGUUCUCAUUAAAAGAAAUGACUAACAAUCCGA
Messenger RNA from Gadus macrocephalus (Pacific cod), 1323 nucleotides. Its product is annotated as granulocyte-macrophage colony-stimulating factor receptor subunit alpha-like. The transcript has 8 exons. Gene Ontology annotation, cellular component: external side of plasma membrane. Gene Ontology annotation, molecular function: protein binding; cytokine receptor activity. Bases 197 to 1075 code for a protein of 292 amino acids. Gene Ontology annotation, biological process: cytokine-mediated signaling pathway. NCBI's taxonomy places the organism in Eukaryota, Metazoa, Chordata, Actinopteri, Gadiformes, Gadidae. The record is from RefSeq and is a predicted model, not a curated record.